Sapajus apella (tufted capuchin) is the source of this 4272-nucleotide messenger RNA. RefSeq names its product C2 calcium dependent domain containing 2 (gene C2CD2). The transcript has 14 exons. The record is from RefSeq and is a predicted model, not a curated record. Lineage: Eukaryota; Metazoa; Chordata; Mammalia; Primates; Cebidae. The coding region runs from base 290 to 2179 and encodes 629 amino acids.
AGCCCGGCCGCGGCCCGGGAACUUCCCAGACGCCGAGUCGGGAGCGCCGGCCGCGGGGUCAGCUCGCGCCCCUGUUCCGCAGGUGUGCGGGGCUUGCGCCCAGCCCCGGCCGCCGCGCGUUUCCGCCCCGCCCGGAGGCCCCGGGCCGCGCUCCUCGCUGGGCUCCGGCCCCGCCGCGCCCCCUCCACGCCCCCCGCGCGCCGCGGCCGCAACCAGAGCGUAUCCUGAGCCCGCCGCCCGCGCCCGGGGCUGCCGGGGAAGUUGGGGCGAGGCGGGCCGGGGAUGCACCAUGGCCUUGGCCCGGCUGGGCUCGUGGCUCGGGGAGGUGCAGUGGCUCGCGCUGGUGUCGCUCUUCGUCGCGGCCCUGGCCACGGUGGGCCUGUACCUGGCGCAGUGGGCGCUGGCCAGGGUGCGACCCCAGCUACGGCGGCCGGCGCUGGAGCCUGGCGAGGGGCCGCGCCGGGGGUCCGACGCGCUGCUGUCCUGGAUCCUGACGCUGGGCAGCUGGAGGAGCCAGUGGCAGGCGGCCUGGGUGACCGCCCUGAACGAGGAGGCCGAGAGGAAAGGGGGCCCGCCUUUCCUGUCCUUCGAGGAGGACCCACGGCAGCAGCCCCUGGAGCUGGCGGUGGAGGCGGUCUCCAGUGUGCUCAGGUCUGCGGAGGAGAAGGUGGUGGUCUGUCACGUGGUGGGCCAGGCCAUUCAGUUCUUGGUCAGUGAGAAGCCUGCCUCGGGUGCUGGAUGCCGGCUCUAUGACGUGCGGCUCUCCCCAUUCCAUUUACAGCUGGAGUUCCACCUGAAAGAGAAGAGAGAGGACCUCCAGAUUAGCUGGUCCUUCAUGAGUGUGCCCGAAAUGGCCAUUACUGUCCAGCCCAAAGCACUGGGGGAGGACCAGGUGGCCGAGAUGCGCACGGUGUCGGACACUCUGAAGGACCUCUUGAAGCAUUUGGUUGGUUCUGCCUCUCCAUCAGUGCUUCUGAUCACCAAGCCCAUGAAUGUACAGGAAGCUCAGAACUUAGAGUGUGCUCCGUCGACUGCUGAGGAAUCCUGUCCUCCCAAACCUCCGCGGGCUCACGAGCUAAAGCUGCUGGUGAGGAGCAUCCGCGCCUUCCUGCUCAGCGAGCCUGAUGCUUCAGGCCACAUUAACACAGUGUGCGUGGUGCAGCUGAACGAUCCUCUUCAGAGGUUCUCCAGCACCCUGACGGAAAACACCACGGACCUCACGUGGGAAGAGGAAUUCACCUUCGAGUUGAAUGCCAAGUCGAAGGAGUUAUACCUGCAGAUUUCAGAGGCUGGGCGAUCCUCAGAAGGUCUGCUGGCGAUGGCGACAGUUCCUUUGGAUUUAUUUAAGAAGCAGCCUUCUGGACCACAAAGUUUCAUGCUGACCAGCGGCUGCUCGGUGCUGGGCUCCGUCACGGCAGAGUUUUCUUAUGUGGAACCUGGUGAAUUGAAAUCCUCGCCCAUCCCUCCCCCUGUUCCUGCUGCAAAAAUAGAAAAGGACCGCACGGUGAUGCCCUGUGGGACUGUGGUCACUACUGUCACCGCUGUGAAGACCAAGCCUCGUGUCGACAUGGGGAGGGCGUCCCCGCUGAGCUCUGAGUCUCCAGUGAAGACUCCCGUCAAGGUGAAGGUGAUCGAGAAGGACAUCUCUGUCCAGGCCAUCUCCUGCCGCAGUGCGCCCGUCAGCAAAACGCUCUCUUCUUCAGACACAGAAUUGUUGGUGUUGAAUGGUUCGGAUCCAGUGGCUGAAGUUGCCAUUCGACAACUCAGCGAAUCUUCAAAGCUGAAACUCAAGUCGCCACGGAAGAAAAGCACUAUUAUCAUAUCAGGGAUCUCCAAGACCUCACUGUCCCAGGACCAUGAUGCUGCCCUGAUGCAGGACUAUGCAGCCUCCGUGGACAGUGCCCACCGGGAGGACGCCCCAUCCCAUCCGGAGGCAGCCACAGCCUCUGCCCCGCUGGAGGAAGCUGAGUCAGCCCAGGCACCCUCUGACCCCAAUCCCCAGGAGGACGAGCUAGACUCCUGGGACUUGGAGAAGGAGCCCCAGGCCGCGGCCUGGAGCGGCCCAGCCCUGCUGGACCCAGACGGUGAUGAGCUGUCAGAGAGCUCCCUGAGUGUCUCGGAGCCGGGUGCCGCCAAAAAGCAUAAAGAAAGAACAUGUCCGCUGCCUGCGCCCACCUGACUCCACCAUUCAGGGGGCAAAAGGACAUCUCAGUGCAGAAGACAGGACUGGGGCGGGGCAGGCGCCAAAGCCAAGCCAUGAGCUCAGGUGACACUCGGCGUUAACUCCUGGCUCUGGCCCCUGUGUGGGCUCCAAGCCUCUCAGCAGAAAUCUCAGGAUGUCCUAAGACCGUCUGUCGGGAAAUCUCAGGGGCUCCUGGGGGGCGCAGUGGUGAGCGCUGCUGUCACUGCCUCUCUUGCCCUCUGUUCUUGAUGCCACACACCACUGGUUCUCAAACCAGCACUUCUCCUCCAGGGGAUAUUGGCAGUGUCUGGAGACACUUUAGCUGUCACAACUGGGAGGCUGGGGUGUAGCUGGCGUCUAGUGAAUGGAGGCCAGGGAUGUCACUCAACACCCUACCCAGCACAGGACACACCCCACAAGGCAGCCUCAAAGUGCAGGACGCUCUGGUCCCAAAUGUCCCUGGUUCCAAAUCUGACAGCCUGCUGUUUGCUAGACUCUCUGCGUCUGUCCUCGUCCCCUCUCUCCCUGUCCUUGCUUUGUGUCCCUCAGCCAUGGUACACCGUGGCCACCCUCUCCCACCCUCUUUGCCAGUGUCGUCAGGAUAGAUGUGGGGAAAAUGGAAAGUCAGGAGAGGAAAGGGAGAAGGAGGAAAUUCCUGGGUGAGAUGUCAGACCCCUUGGCCUCCGUUUGCCCACUGCCUGGCCUUGGGGUGCUUUCUGCCUGGGCCCCCAUCCACAGAGCACGUGGGGGCCAUAAGCUGCACGCUGACCUCUGUGACAGGCUCCUGUGCUCCUGUUAAGAGGCCUUGGCUUGGGUUAUGUCAAAGGUGACCUGGUCACCUGACCCGCACACCUGAGGCCUAUUCUUUGUCUUGGAGAUGGUGAGUGCUGGGCGAGGUGGGACCCACAGGGUGCAGGGUGGGACGUCUCCUCCUCUCCCUUCCCUGACUCAGUGGCCCAUUUCCUCUUGUCCUGGCAGCACCCAGCCCCACAUCUGCCCUCCUCAUUCCUUCUGAAAUGCCAAGCCUCGCUCACCCUGCUCAUGCCAAGAUUUGUGUUCCUUCACCCGGCCCUUCCUCCUUCCUCUGUCUGCUUUCCCUCCUGGCGAGGCCUUUCGCUGGGUUUCCAUCCUCUCUGUGUCAGCCACCCUGCUCCUCUCCCUUCACGGGCUAGGUGGAUGAAGGGUCCUCCCAACUGUUUCAGGACUGGGUGUUAGGCAGGUGUGCUGGGAGCUGGGGCUGGCCGCCCGCACCGCCUGCGCGGAGCUCCCCGAGGCUUGGCUUUUGGGAAGGCAGCAGAGAGGCUCAGCUAUGCAGUUCGUCUGGCCCUGCGUCUGUACUGCAUUGACCAAAGGUUUUUUAACAGGACAUACUUGGCAGCGGUUUAAAAUUUUUCCUUCCAGUGUUUUUUUAAAAGACUCAUACUCAGCAUCUCUGUGAGAUGUUGUCACAGCCUGAGAGAUUCUGUGUUAUGAGUACCAAAUAAUUUUCAUUUUUUGACCAAACAUUUCUCAAAACUGGUAAUAGAGGGUGUCUUUUUUAAAAACUAAAGAUUUUAUUUGUUUGUUUGUUUGUUUGUUUAAGAACUGUCUGUAUCUUCUGCCUGAGUGAGGAGUUUGUAUUAGGUUUCUGAGAGUGUCUGUGUAUUUAGAACUCUCAGGGAGGUUCUGCUGGUUGGAAAUGGACAUAUUGUGAUGCUGCAGCCAACACAGGAAAUGUAGUCCCCAAAUUCUGAUCUACUUUUAGUUUACAAAAAGAUCAAUGAAGUUGGCCACUGUUGUGGAUACUCAGCACCACUGAACUGUGUAGCUAGAAAUGGUUACAAGGGUAAAUUAUAUUACCGCAAGUAAGGACAAAAGUUUCAAGGGAGGUUUUGGGAAAAAAAAACCAAACUGAACAGUAGAAAACCUUGCCAAAUGUCCCGCACAGUGACUUCCCGUGUGCGUGUGAUUAGACGGGUCACCAAAUGUCCCGCACAGUGACUUCCCGUGUGCGUGUGAUUAGGCAGCUCAGAACCCUUGCCCACGUCCACUCUGAUGUUGCUCUUGCAUAAUUCUGCCUCUUCUCUUCAUCUCCUGCUCAUUCCCCUUAA